Teleopsis dalmanni is the source of this 1641-nucleotide messenger RNA. RefSeq lists its product as uncharacterized. Bases 554 to 1630 code for a protein of 358 amino acids. The transcript is spliced from 3 exons. Lineage: Eukaryota; Metazoa; Arthropoda; Insecta; Diptera; Diopsidae. The record is from RefSeq and is a predicted model, not a curated record.
UGCUGUGGGUUUCUAUGUAUUGUACAAAUAUUUAUAAGUACUAGUGUGUGUCUUGACAAAUAUAUGCACGUAUGCAUUGCAUUUGGGAAGUUGGAAAGCAUCAUUUUUAGUUAUUCUUUGGGGCUGCAAUGAACUUCGAAUAUAAACAAAAGAUCUGUAUGUGUUAAAAAAAGAAUAACAUUUUCUAUUUUCAUCUCUGCCAUUAGCCAAGCAGCAGAACAUUUUUAAAAAAAUACACUCAAUUUUUUUAAUAGAACAACGUUUGGCAUUCAUGCGUUCAGCAUCCAAUGGUGUCAGUUGUGCGGAUAUCGGUUUUGAUGAGGUUAUCUGAUAUCAAUAUUUUGAAAUAUUGCCCAAAGAUUGCAAUAAAAUUGAAAAAAGAGAUUUGCUAUUAAAAUAUGAGCUCAUUUCAAGCAACACGCACAGACUUUAUUAUUAACGUGUGCACCAUUAAAUGGGAGCAGAUUCAGUCACUCGAAAAGUAACUAAUUGAAAUGUUUGAUUUUAGUACUGACUCUAUGAAAUGAUUAUAUUGAAGUAACAAUGAUCAUUUAUGCUUUUCAGCAAAUCAAUAGAAAUUGUGAAAAAUAAAAUACAUCGAAUGAGUAUUAAAGGCGCUAAGGAGUUAAUAACUGAGGAAUCAGUAAAUUCGACAGCGGAGUACAAACAUACCAAAGUGACUACUACAGCAACAAACGUGGAAGAAUUUAUAAUGCAAAAUGACAAUUCUCUAAACACUGCUAAAAUACAGGAUAUACCAAAAGAACUUGAAGUGUCACCGACGAUGUCAAUUACAAAUACUUCAACGAAGGAACCGAUUUAUGCAGUUGUGGAUCUUAAAAGUAAAUAUGCCCUGAGAAAAAUACGAAAUAGACAUGCUGAACUGAAGCGUUACAACAGCUAUGAUAGUAUUAUUCACGCAGCGACCGAUUUAUAUAAAAUGCAUAGAAAAGAGAAAUCAUCAAGUCUAAUUGAGGAUGACAUUGAUGGGAUUUAUGAAGAUGGUGAUAUGUUUUGUUCAAAGGCAAACAGAGACCAACCUACAUCAACUGUUGAGGAGGAAAACAUUUACGAACCGAUAAAUGUACCACCCCCACCUCUGCCACAUAUAUCAACACAUCGUAAAGCAAUCUGGAAAUAUUUUACACGGCUUAAAGUAAAUCUAAUACGAAUAAGAAAACGUGGCUCCGACUAUGAUAGUAUUAAGCUGUCAAAAAAAUCUCCGCCAAAAAAAGAACCCUCCAAUUCUCAUUUUUCCACAAUAAAACACAAAUUUGGUACUCACCGAAAAUCAAUGCAAGUGCACAUGAGAAAACUGUGCGCACGAGCAUAUGAGCCACGCCCAUUUUUUUCACAUAAUAAUACUAAUAAACAACAAAAUAAUAAUAUAACAAAUUCUGUAAGCAGUAAUAAUAAUGCUAAGCAACCUAAAAAAUACUAUUGGAAAUCGGUAAAAAUUAAACCCAAAAAAUUGUAUUGCUAUGGCGACGCCACCAAAGUACAAAAACAAAUUUUUGGUAGUUUACCGCAUAUACGAGAGCGAAAGGUGCACUCUUCGAUAUUAGAUGCGAACGUGACGCAACAAAUCGAGAGAAAUUGCAAUAGAUUUGAAAACAGAGCAGCUUUGUAGUUUGUAACGGA